Messenger RNA from Helobdella robusta, 423 nucleotides. RefSeq lists its product as hypothetical. The transcript has 2 exons. NCBI's taxonomy places the organism in Eukaryota, Metazoa, Annelida, Clitellata, Rhynchobdellida, Glossiphoniidae. The annotation marks the transcript as partial. Gene Ontology annotation, molecular function: protein binding. The record is from RefSeq and is a predicted model, not a curated record.
AUGAAAUGCCUAUUGAAGUUUGUGUACACGUCCAAUUUGGAUCUAUCAUCUGAAACAGUUGAUCAGUUGGCUGAGUGCGCUCAUCAACUUGGAAUACAAUCUGCAUUUGAACUUUGUGUUUGCUUUAUGAUCAAUAACAUUGAUUUAUACAACGUCUUUUCCUUCUACAACGUGGCUUUCAAUACUGAUUGCAAAGUUUUGAAGGAGUGUGCAUUCAAAGUCAUUGCGGAUAAUUUUCUCAUCGUUUGCCAGACGCCUCAUUUCUGUUUGUUACCUAUUGAUAGGUUAUUACCGAUACUAAAAAGUGAUGACUUGCAAGUCAGAAGCGAAAAAGACGUUCUUGACGCUGCUAUAAGUUGGAUUAAAUAUGAUAUGAGUUCACGCCUUGAGAUAGCCGACCGACUGCUCUCAUGUAUCCAACUA